UCCACCGUCGAUAUUUCCGCUCGAAUUUCUCGCCCUCCCACCAGCCCCUUCGGUCCCCGCUCCCUCCUCCGCCACUUAAACUAUUAGGUCGUAGUGGGGGUAACAAUCUGCUAUGUUACUCUCAGCCUCCUUUUCCUGAUCAGCUGUAAACCAUGAAAGUGAUGCAAAGUCAGGUGUAUCUGGAAGUGUUACAGGAAUCAUAAUGGGCUGUGCCCUUAUAUUCUUGACUUCAUUGUUUGAAUAUAUACCGCAGGUAUGCAUCCUUGUCGGCAAUUGUUGUUCUUAUGGAUCUGCAUUUAUGUCGGGAUGGUGGGUUUACUUUCUCUUUCUCCUAGUUUAGGAGCACACGCAUGCUGAUUAAAUAGUGCUUUGUUUUGUAACCGAUGACUUAAGAGAAGGAUUUGAGGAGGUUUAUCGGUCUCCUCUUCAUUUGAAAUACUAACUAUUGGCUCAACAUUUUUGUUAUCUGCAUCGUGCACUCACUGCCAUUGUGAUAUCUGCUGUUAUGGGCCUGGUAAUUAAUCCUGUUUUAAUUCGUAUUAAAGUUGAUAUGAAGAACCAAGAACUAAGGAACUCUUAGAAGACUUCUAUUCAGUCAUCUUAGUGUGGCUGAUUAAAAUCGAGGAGUUCAUCUUUUCUGAUGAUGAUGUUGUGCUGACUUCAUGCUGAAUCACUAACUUUUCCAACAUUCUGUGAAAAUGGUAUAUGAAUUGGAACUGCUGUCAGAUUUUAGUCUGUACGCAAGAGCGCGUCUACCUAUAAAAGUACCGGGGGCUGUCCUGAAUGAAUUAACCGAGAACACAUGAUCUGCCGGCGCAUUUUUGUUGGUCCCCUGCUUAUUAUUAUUGAUGACCAUCCAUUUCCGGACAGAUAGCAUGACUACUUUCUUGCCUACUGUACGAAUGUUUCCAAUGAUGCAUCUUAACAGAGCAACCUUCAAUAAAAUUUUGAAAUAGGAUAGUGGAGUCAAAGUACUUGCCUAGAAAUAUUGAAAAACGUACAAGCAUGCACCCUUUUAAUAUUAGGGAUCUUCAAGCGAAAUGUGUAACCUGUAACGUGCAACCCUCACAUAGGUCUAUACGCAAAAUAUUUUUUCGUUACAAAACAUAACAAUAUGUUCCACAAAAGACACUUUAAAGCUCAGCAUCAACACCUUUGACAUAAUGUUUUUACAUAGGAAAAAAUGCACUCCAAGUUGAUCUGACUAUGCAUUACAGUUAGUUUGUUUCUCAUUUGCUCCCUUCCAAUCUCGCUAAUGCCAUCAAUCUUAUUUUAUUGUUUGUAUUGCACUUACGAAGAUCUAGUCUUGUUUGUUUUUCAUCUGCAUUUCUGUUCUGGUUUGCUUGUUAUCUGAGUGAUAAGUCUCCAAAAUAUCCGUAUACGAAGUACUAAUAGGCCUCGGAAGCCUAUAUCAUCCUCCAGCUGAAAUCUUUAAGUUAUUAAUCAAUAUAUGCUUAUUUUAUCUUAUCAUGAGCCACAUAAUAGAUUUCGCACAAGUAAAGUAGUUCUGUGUUUACACUUGCCAUGAAUUUGCAAGUGUUAGCAAAUUGGGAUUUUCUGUUUAAUCUGCCAUCUUAUGACAGAAAUUGUAGUCGAUAUUAGUUUCAUAUUCUAAAUAGAUCCUUGAUGUCCAAGUGAAUGUCCACUUUAAUUACUUAGUGAAAAAAAUUUGAGAACCGACUUAUUCUCAAAGUACGGAAAGGAUCGAGAAUUACUGUUAGUUUAUUUAAUAAUGAAAUGGAAUUCAAGCUAUUGCUAAUUUGUAUUUCAGGUGGAUUAUCAAGAAGCUAUAUUUCUUUGGCAUGUAAAUAAGAAAGAUUUUCUUCUUUGGACAAUUACUAGCACAAUAACAUUGUUCCUUGGAAUUGAAAUUGGUGUGCUUUUUGGGGUGAGUACCUGGAGCAGCGGCAUUUGAGCUACUGAAUUUAGAUAUUUAUGCUGUAUGUACAUUUAUUCAGGCAUAGUAGAUAUUAUGAGCUACCUUGAUGUACUUAGAGUUCAGGAUGGAAAUUGCUUUGAGAAGGUCACUAUCGAUUUUUAAUAAUCCCAACAUUAAGCAGCUUUAUCAUAGGAACCGCUAAGGGAGCUUGGAACUUAUGAUCCAAUUUUGACAUGUUGUUGAUGCUAUAGAUCGGUGCUUCUAUUGCUUUUGACAUUCCUGAAUCAGCAAAUCCACAUAUCGGUAAGUCGAUUUACUUAUAAGCUGCUCUAUGUUUUCAGUCUUCACUGCUGCUUAUCUGGUUAACAAUGCCAUUGCCAUGUGUCCUUAUUUUCCUUCUUGUCGAUGUUUUCCUUUAAGUGUGAAAGCUGCUUCAUUUGCUUUUCCAAAUGUCUACUCUCUCUCUCUCUCUCUCUCUCUCUCUCUCUCUCUCUCGUGUUGAUGCGUGUCAAUGUACUCCUAUAACCAUCUUCCUCAAGAUUUCACAGCUUCUUAUCUGUUUUGCAGCUGGCUUGGGGCGCCUACCUGGCAUCACUGUCUAUAGAAAUAUAGAACAGUACCCAGAAGCGUAUGCCUCCAAUGGCAUUGUUAUUGUUCGGAUUGAUGCUCCAAUAUAUUUUGGCAAUAUUAGUAACAUUAAAGAUCGGCUACGGGAAUAUGAAAUUGAGGUCGAUAAAUUUACACGGCGGGGCCCGGAAGUUGAUAGGGUUUAUUUUGUUAUUCUAGAGAUGGCACCCGUAACAUAUGUUGAUUCCAUUGCUGUUCAAGCUUUAAAGGACUUGCACCAAGAGUACAAAUCACGGGACAUUCAGAUUGCUAUUUCUAAUCCGAACCAGGACAUCCUCCUUACCUUUUCGAAGUCCGGAGGGGUUGACAUGAUUAGCAAGGAAUGGCUCUUUGUUCGAGUUUAUGAUGCCGUUCAAGUCUGCCUUCAGCAUGUCCAAAGCAUAAAAGAAAUGCCCACAACACCCGAUCCUCCACCUGAGGAGAGACCCAGUCUCUUGGAGAGAUUACUCAGGCAAACGGGAGAGGAUCUUUCGAUUCCCGAGUUGGAGUCCGGAAAUCAGAGGCCUUUAGCUUCAAAAGAUACCGAUCCUCAACUGGAACCUCUCUUGCCCCGGAGGCCUUGAAUGUUUCUUCCCUGCGAUGGAUUUGCUGCCAGAAUUUAUUUGUACGAGGCCAUGCUCAAUUGUAUGAUCUAUUAAUCCAUUUUUUUCCGGCUGUAAAGGAGGAGUCUUUUUUUCUCUCUUUUCCGUGAGUAAAGUAGAUAAUCUUGUAUAAUAGGAUUAGCAUAUGUCCUUGAAUUAUAUUCACCAACAAGUACAUCUCAAUUAGCUGCAUUCUAUGAGCUUAUCAAUGUAAUUCCGUUUCCCUCCCUCCGAUCAAAUUUUUUGCCCCUAU
Eucalyptus grandis is the source of this 3340-nucleotide messenger RNA. Its product is annotated as sulfate transporter 4.1, chloroplastic-like. The transcript is spliced from 4 exons. The coding region runs from base 2329 to 3069 and encodes 246 amino acids. NCBI's taxonomy places the organism in Eukaryota, Viridiplantae, Streptophyta, Magnoliopsida, Myrtales, Myrtaceae. Gene Ontology annotation, biological process: transmembrane transport. The record is from RefSeq and is a predicted model, not a curated record. Gene Ontology annotation, cellular component: membrane.